ACAACCCAUGGUGAAUCCGGAUAGAGUAAAGCCUAAGAAGAAGAGAGGAAAUUAUUUAACGCCAAAAAAAACUCCUACACCUCGCCAUGAAAUUUAUUGUGGGGUAGAUUAUAGAGAUCUCCACAAGGAUGCUAAGAAGAAGAAGGAUAUGAUUCAAGGAAGUAGCUCAACAUGUCCUGAAGCACCUCAAGAGGAAGAUAAUGUUUUACAAGAUCUAGAAAUUGAAGGGGAUCAAUUUGAACUAUCGGUGAUAUCGGGAGGUACAAACUUGUUAUUAGGGAUACACCAAAUCAACAAGAAGAAGAAGAAUUUGUUGUUGAAGGCAAAGGGAAACAAGUUGUUGUUGCUUCACUUGAAGAUACACCUAAACCUCAAGUGAAGGAAAAUAAGUCGAGGAAGAAACCUUCACAAAAAGGCAAGCAUAUUCCUAAAGGAAGUAAUUUGUUGCCUAAGAAGAAGAAUGGUACACUUUGGGGUGAGGCGCCCGAUAAAUCUGCCGUCUUAUUUGGUUAUCCACAUUCAUGGGCUGCUAAGGUUUGCGAAAGCAGGGAUCAUGAAAUUGCGGUAAAGAAAAUGAAACAUCAAAAGGCUGCUCAUUGGCCGUUAGGUGAAGAAUGUGAAGCGGUUCGUGAUCUUGUAUUGGAUUCAGGGUUAGGUCGUGGAAUUCUAUACCAUCAGCAUGAGUUUGAUUCUAUUAUUGCAAGUGCCUUUAGAGAGCGAUAUUGGCUAGAAACCGAUACUUUUCAUCUCCCAUUCGGCGAGAUGACAAUAAAUCCAGAUGAUGUGAAGCAAAUCUUGGACUUAAACAUUGAAGGAAAAGUUGUUUCCGAAGGUUUUGACAACAACAUGAGUUGGACAGAUCUUUAUGCUCUUGUCAAAGACACACUUGGAUGGGAGCCACCUGAGACGGAGAAACAGUUUAAGUGGGCUGGUGGAGAUAAACCAACUGAACCAAGAGAAGGUCCAGUUAUACCUGUCAAAAAGAUACUGUUGAAGAAUAUGAAAGAUAUGUUUGGAGGAACACAUGGCGCUGUAGUAAAACGUAAAGAAGUGAUAAUGAAACGAGAGCUCGUCAUACAACCAACGCGUACCUAUUGCAUGCCCUUGGUACCAUAUUCUUUCCUGAUAACUCGGGGAAUCGAGUUAAUGCUCACUAUCUACAAUGGUUAAAAGAUAUCAAUGGGACCAAAAAGUAUGCUUGGGGCACCGCCACCCUUGCUUAUUUACUUGAUAGUUUUCGAAGAGCUUCGAGGGUUGGAGCAA
Messenger RNA from Papaver somniferum (opium poppy), 1263 nucleotides. RefSeq lists its product as uncharacterized. Bases 574 to 1170 code for a protein of 198 amino acids. Lineage: Eukaryota; Viridiplantae; Streptophyta; Magnoliopsida; Ranunculales; Papaveraceae. The transcript has 3 exons. The record is from RefSeq and is a predicted model, not a curated record.